AUUUGGAAUUAUAGCAUAUUUCCUAUUCUUUUCCCUUACCAGGGUCUCUCGCCUCGCAUACUCUAUCUCUCCUCUCGCCUCCUCCUUGAUCUGAGUGAGCAAUUUCUCCCUCUCUCUCCUCUCCUCUCCUCUCCUCUCCUACUCUAGUCUCUCACAAAACAAAAAGAAAACACAAGCCGCCUCACCUCUUUCUCUGUAUCUUUGUCCAUUCAUCUCGUCUCCAUGCCUUUCCUUUCCUCUCAUCUUGCGUUGCUUGUUUGUUUAUUGAGUAGUGAUUAAUUAUUACCAAAGUAAAAGUAGUGGAAAAACUCCAAAUGAUAGCUUGGUUUUGCUGUUUCUAUUUGAUGGGGAAUCACGUCUCCUGCGUGCAGUUGCGACAGCAGGAGCCACCAGGCGGAGGAGGAGGAAGAAGCAUAAAGCUGAUCAGAUGGGAUGGGGUGGUGAAGAUGUAUGAGCGGCCCAUCCAAGUCUCAGAGUUGAUGUUAGAGUUCCCAAAGCACAGGGUGUGCCGCUCUGAUUCCUUGUACAUAGGCCAGAAGAUCCCACCUCUCUCUCAGGAAGACCAACUCCAGCCUGGCCACAACUACUUCCUCCUUCCCAUACAUUUCUUCCAAUCCGCCCUGUCUUUCCUCACCAUAACUUCUUUCGCAUCAUCAUCUACCUCUAUCUCUAAUAAUACUAGUACUAGUAGUAGAUCCAACAACCAGAAGAAGAAUGCAUUUCUCAACAAGGCAAAGAGUAGUACUACCAGUAAUUGCCAACCCUUCCAUAUGCAGAAAACUCCAUCCGGUAGCGUCAGAAUACGCGUGACUGAAGAGUUUUUAUGGAAAUUGAUGAUGGGCCAAGGAAAGAUCAAGCAACAGGAGGAGGAAGAUGAACUAGAUCAAGAUCAAGACGAUGGAAGAGUAUGCUGCAGCAGAAGCAGCACUAGCACUAGCACUAGUAGAGUAUGCACGACCGCUCAGUUACAGAAAGAAUACUCGCAGCUUGUUGGCUACUCUCGGCAGUCCUGCUGGAAGCCAAAGCUGGAGACCAUUACCGAAUCCACCGAGAAGAAGAAAAAGAAGAAGAAGAAGAAGAAGAAGAAGAAGAAACUUGUUGCUUUUUUUGGAGUUAAGAGGAGCAUCAGAAAAAUUUCUCACCAUUCUGUCUUGUAGAUUCUCAUUAUUCCUAUAUAUAUAUAUAUUCUGCGAUGGUCAUUUUGAGCAUGUAUACCGUGCCAUGCUAGAUAUAUAUAGCUAGAAACAGCUUUCAAAAUUGCCUUAAUUACUUUUGUAUUACGAGCUAUUUACAUAAAUAUAGCAAAGUAGAUCAGCACAGAGAUUGAUUUUAAUCAGGAAGCCCUCAAUCAAGUGAUCAGCUUUUCAUCUCA
This is a messenger RNA of Camellia sinensis, 1372 nucleotides long. RefSeq lists its product as uncharacterized. The record is from RefSeq and is a predicted model, not a curated record. Lineage: Eukaryota; Viridiplantae; Streptophyta; Magnoliopsida; Ericales; Theaceae.